Messenger RNA from Arctia plantaginis, 513 nucleotides. The record is from the annotation of a GenBank genome assembly. Lineage: Eukaryota; Metazoa; Arthropoda; Insecta; Lepidoptera; Erebidae.
AUGGCAGACAAAAAAGUGACUCCCCCGCUGGGCGCGUACCCGCAGCCACAGCCGCCGCAGGGACCCUUCCUGCCGGCGCCACCGCAUCAAGCUGCUCCGCAGUAUGGAGUUGCGGGCGGUUCGCCUUACGGCGUGACGUUCGGAGGGGCGGGCGCGGGCGCUGGCGGCGUGUACGCCCCACCCCCCUAUGAACAGCUGCAGCACCACCAGGCCAUACCAGCUUUGAGCCAGCAGUUACCGCAGAUGUAUAGUCCAGCAGCAGCCAUGUACGCGGCGGCGGCCGGCUACCCAGGCUACAUCGGGUACCCGGUACAGUACUACCCGUACUACCCGACUGCCGUGCAGCCCUCUAUACAGCCACUCAGACCUACCAUCAUGAUACCUAACGGGUUCGAAGCAGGCGGGCGCUUCGAGGGCCUGGCGCAGACGCUGCUGCCCCCCGCGCCGCCCGGCGUGCCCCCCUCCCCCGCGCACCUGGCCGCCCUACAGCCGCACCAAGUGCUCUGGCGUUAA